GCGGGGCCCAGGGUGUGGGAGGGCCUCUGCGAGGUCGGUGAUCCCGACGGGGAUCUUGCUCUGUCCUCCGGCAUUGGGGGCCGGGCAGACUUGUGCACAUUCCAGCCGCGCCUUGGCGGUGCCUCGCCCUGCAGACCACAUGCCGGUGUUCUCUCUCCGCAGUACUUCCUGGGGAUUCUGAGAGCCAAGGGCACCCUGCAACCACCGGAGCGCCAGGCCCUGUUUGGGCCCUGGGAGCUCAUUUACGGCGCCAGCCAAGAGCUGCUUCCCUACCUGGAAGGAGGGCACUGGGGGCAGGGGCUGGAGGGCUUCUGCCCCCACCUGGAGCUCUACACCCAAUUUGCUGCCAACGCAGACAGGUCCCAGACCACCCUGCAGGAACAACUAAAGAAAAGCAAGCGUUUCCGGAGGUUCGUGCGGCUUCAGGAAGGCCGCCCUGAGUUUGGGGGCCUUCAGCUCCAGGACCUGCUCCCUUUGCCUCUGCAGAGGCUUCAGCAGUAUGAAAAUCUUGUUGUUGCUUUGGCUGAAAACACAAGUCCCAACAGCCCUGACCACCAACAGCUCACACGGGCUGCGCGGCUGAUAAGUGAGACUGCCCAGCGAGUUCACACCAUUGGUCAGAAACAGAAGAAUGACCAGCACCUCCGGCGUGUCCAGGCCCUUCUCAGCGGUCGCCAGGCGAAGGGGCUCACCUCAGGUCGCUGGUUCCUACGCCAGGGCUGGCUGUUGGUGGUGCCUCCCCGUGGGGAACCUCGGCCCCGAAUGUUCUUCCUGUUCUCUGACGUGCUUGUCCUGGCCAAGCCUCGACCCCCAUUGCACCUGCUGCAGAGUGGCGCCUUUCUCUGCCGGGCCGUCUACCCCAUGGCCCAGUGUCAACUCCAAAGGGUCUUUGGCCACUCGGGGGGCCCUUGUGGUGGACUGCUCAGUCUGUCCUUUCCUCAUGAGAAGCUGCUGCUCAUGUCCACGGACCAGGAGGAGCUCCUGCGCUGGUACCACAGUCUGACUUUGGCCAUCAGCAGCCAGAAGAACUAGAAGAAUCUUAUGAAUUCCAAGACCCAAGAUACUUCAAGGAUAGUCAGGGUCAGGAGCACAAAACUAAACAAAACACAGAACCCUUCCUGGUUUGAGAAGGGUCAUUUUGUGUUUGCCUGGGACUGGGUUAUUUGACCAGCUCUUAAGAAUCAGGAAGCCAAGUCUGACCCAUUUGGACCUUCACAGAACCAGCCCCUCCAGCACAGAAGAAGGGACUUGGGGCUGACGAGCUUGGUGCUAUGUGUAUGGACAGUCGUUUAUCAAGGCUAUGGCUUUGCAAAUGUGGCUAUUUUUAUAAUUUUAUUUUCCCACUGGAUUUAAGUAAAGUUUUUUUGUUUUUUUGGAAAGGCCUGUUUCAGCUAUGUGAUGCGAGAAGAGGGAAGUCUGUGCCUGGGGGCUGGCAUGACGGGGCCUCGGGAGUACAAGGAAAAGAACUGGAGCUCCCUCUGUCUCCCCGGCUCUCACACUGGGAGGCAGCAUCUUUUUGUCCUAAUAAGGGAAGCUUUCCAAGAAGGGCCAGUUGUUCUUAGGCACCUAGUAUGGGUGUGCGUGUGACCAGCUGGAGUGGAAAAAGCACACG
This is a messenger RNA of Myotis davidii, 1612 nucleotides long. It is a transcript of the gene ARHGEF39, whose product is annotated as Rho guanine nucleotide exchange factor 39. Gene Ontology annotation, cellular component: plasma membrane. The record is from RefSeq and is a predicted model, not a curated record. Gene Ontology annotation, biological process: positive regulation of cell migration. The transcript is spliced from 8 exons. The annotation marks the transcript as partial. Lineage: Eukaryota; Metazoa; Chordata; Mammalia; Chiroptera; Vespertilionidae. Gene Ontology annotation, molecular function: guanyl-nucleotide exchange factor activity.